AUGCGCACCAUUGCGACUACGGCGGUGCUUCUCCUGUCUGCCAAGACAUGGGCCUUUUUCCAUGCCACCCAGAAUAAUCAGAGUCUUACCAUUGCUAACGAUCGGCUGGUCGCGUCGGUGAGCAAAUCGAAGGGGUACAUCAAUGUCUUGACACUCGACGGGCAGAACCUUCUGGGAAAAGAGUCAGGCAGUACCGGAAUUGGACCGUAUCUUGAUUGCUACUGUAUACCAAGUGGAUUUUGGACGCCUGGAAGUGGCAAGAACGUCCAAUACCAGCUCUUCAGUGGCACCGAUUCGACAGGUACUCCAUAUGGCGGCAUCAGCAUGGGGGAAACAUAUGCGCCUACAGGCCAACGACUGGAACAGUACUGGUUUCUGAAAGAAGGCGAGACGGGUCUUCACACCUUCAGCCGACUGGUAUACCACAACAAAACGACGCCGUUUUUGCGGAAUCUGCAGGAGUUCCGGACGCUGUUUAGACCAAAUCACGACCCUCCGCUCUUUACGCAUUUCGUUACUAACAGCAAGUUUUUCGCGCCUCGUCCAGACACGGACGGCGAAGUGGUAGUCCAGGACGCAACUUGGCAGCUGGCCAACAAGGACGAUCCGUACGUCAAGGGCGUAGGAGAUUACUUCACCAAAUACACGUUCCAGGACACAUGGCGCGACCAUCUGGCGCACGGCAUGUAUGCUGAUGGCAGUGGCAGCACGAACGGGUCUACAUACGGCGCCUGGCUUGUCCACAACAAUGUCGAAACGUAUUUUGGCGGCCCCGUGCAUUCAGACCUCGUCGUAGAUGGCAUCGUGUACAACUACAUAGUGUCCAACCACCAUGGCGACCAGACGCCCAACAUCACCGACGGCUUCGACCGCACGUUUGGGCCGCAAUAUUUCCACUUCAACACGGGCGGCACGCUCGAGCAGCUCCGCAAAGACGCAGAGCAAUACGGCCUCCGACCAGACUGGAACGCCGCCUUCUACGACUCCAUCGCACAGCAUGUGCCCAAUCUCGUCCCGACCUCGAGCCGCGGCACCUUCAAAGCAAGCAUCCAGCUUCCCCCCGGCGCCAAGAAGCCCAUUGCCAUUCUCACGGAAAACGGGCGCAACUUCCAAGACAACGUCUUCGACACAACCGCAUACCAAUACUGGGCCGACGUCUCCACCUCCACGGGCAAAGUCACCAUUCCCCGCGUCAAGCAAGGCAAAUACAGACUCACCGUCUACGCCGACGCCAUCUUCGGCGACUACACCCAAGACGACAUUGUGAUUUCGGCCUCGAAAACCACAUCCAUAGCAGUAACAUGGACGCCCGAAUCCGCCGGGAAAGAGCUGUUCCGCAUCGGGGUGCCCGAUAAAUCGUCGGGCGAGUUCCGCCACGGCACCGCUGCAUCACCAACGCACCCCCUGUUAACUGAGGAAUACCGACUCUACUGGGCGGCCUACGACUUCGUCACCGAGUUCCCGCACGGCGUCACGUAUAAAGUCGGAGUCGACGACGCGGCCUCGGCGCUCAACUACGUGCACUGGGCUGUGUUUGGCGGCAAGGCGAAUGCCCGGCGCCCAGUCCCCGUGCCGGACCACCAGUACAACUGGACGAUUUUGUUUGACGCGCAUGCAGCAGACCUGGCGGGAAGGGAGAAGGCGACAUUCACGGUGCAAUUGGCGGGUGCGAAGACGGCGGCAGGAAACACGGACGUGUUUAAUGCCAGUGAGCCGUAUUCGAAUCUGCCGUACAGUGUUAGUGUGAAUGGGCGGGAUUUGGAGCCGUGGGUGAUACCCUACUACCAGUCGUCCUCGUGUGCCGUCCGCUCAGCAAUCGUGUGCUACAACCUCGCACACAAAUUUGAGUUUUCGGCGUCGAUGCUAAAAGAAGGCGAGAAUAUGUUUGUGCUGAGUUUGCCGUACAACGCAACCGACUACGAGAGUGCAGUGCUGCCAGAGUCGGUCUAUGUGCAGUACGAUGCACUGAGACUGGAAGUGGCUUAG
Messenger RNA from Exserohilum turcica Et28A, 1986 nucleotides. Its product is annotated as polysaccharide lyase family 4 protein. Lineage: Eukaryota; Fungi; Ascomycota; Dothideomycetes; Pleosporales; Pleosporaceae. The record is from RefSeq and is a predicted model, not a curated record. Gene Ontology annotation, biological process: carbohydrate metabolic process. The coding region runs from base 1 to 1986 and encodes 661 amino acids. The transcript has 3 exons. Gene Ontology annotation, molecular function: catalytic activity; carbohydrate binding.